Molecule: messenger RNA, 3917 nt
Organism: Ficedula albicollis (Collared flycatcher)
Lineage: Eukaryota; Metazoa; Chordata; Aves; Passeriformes; Muscicapidae
Gene: EPHA7
Product: EPH receptor A7
Exons: 17
Coding region: 191-3253 (1020 amino acids)
Biological process (GO): protein phosphorylation; cell surface receptor protein tyrosine kinase signaling pathway; axon guidance
Cellular component (GO): neuron projection; plasma membrane
Molecular function (GO): ATP binding; protein binding; transmembrane-ephrin receptor activity
Source: RefSeq, a predicted model, not a curated record
CCGGCCCGGUGCGGGAGCCGGGCAGCGGCGCGGAGGCGGCGAAAGAGAAAGGCAGCCUGGAGGGAGGGAGCGCCGAGCCACAGACUAGCGCUGCAGAUUCUCCACCGUCCUCUCGCACCCACCAAGCGGCGGCAGUGGCAGUGUCUAGGAAUAGAGAGCUAGAAAUAUAAAACCAACCCGCUCCUGCACCAUGGCUUUCCAAAGUAGGCUCCCUUCUUGGAUUAUUUUGUGCUCCGUCUGGCUGUUCCGCUUUGCACACACGGGGGAGGCACAGGCUGCAAAAGAAGUAAUAUUGCUGGACUCUAAAGCACAACAGACAGAGUUGGAAUGGAUUUCCUCUCCUCCCAAUGGGUGGGAAGAAAUUAGUGGACUGGAUGAAAACUACACUCCUAUACGAACAUACCAGGUAUGCCAGGUGAUGGAAUCAAACCAAAACAACUGGCUUCGGACUAACUGGAUUGCAAAAAGCAAUGCACAAAGGAUUUUUGUAGAACUGAAAUUCACUCUGAGGGAUUGUAACAGUCUUCCUGGAGUUCUGGGGACUUGUAAAGAAACUUUUAACUUGUAUUAUUAUGAAACAGACUACGACACUGGCAGGAAUAUCCGAGAAAACCAAUAUGUAAAAAUAGACACUAUUGCAGCAGAUGAAAGUUUUACCCAGGGUGAUCUUGGGGAGAGAAAAAUGAAACUUAACACAGAGGUGAGAGAAAUAGGACCUUUGUCCAAAAAAGGAUUCUAUCUUGCAUUUCAGGACGUAGGGGCCUGCAUUGCUUUGGUCUCUGUCAAAGUCUACUACAAGAAGUGCUGGUCCAUCAUUGAGAACUUAGCUAUUUUUCCCGACACAGUGACUGGCUCAGAGUUUUCCUCUCUAGUUGAAGUGCGAGGAACUUGUGUCAGCAGCGCGGAGGAGGAGGCGGAGAACUCGCCGAAGAUGCACUGUAGCGCGGAGGGAGAAUGGUUAGUGCCUAUUGGAAAAUGUAUCUGCAAAGCAGGAUACCAGCAGAAAGGAGACACGUGUGAACCUUGUGGCCGUGGGUUCUACAAAUCCUCCUCACAAGAUCUGCAGUGCUCCCGCUGCCCUACUCACAGCUUCUCUGACAAGGAGGGAUCUUCCAGAUGCGAGUGUGAAGAUAGCUAUUAUAGAGCACCUUCUGAUCCACCAUAUGUCGCAUGCACAAGACCUCCAUCUGCACCACAGAACCUAAUUUUCAAUAUCAACCAGACUACUGUGAGUUUGGAGUGGAGUCCUCCUGCUGACAAUGGGGGAAGAAGUGAUGUGACCUACCGCAUUUUGUGCAAGAGGUGCAGCUGGGAGCAGGGCGAGUGUGUUCCCUGUGGGAGUAACAUUGGAUAUAUGCCCCAGCAAACUGGAUUAGUAGAUAACUAUGUCACUGUCAUGGACCUGCUAGCUCAUGCUAACUACACGUUUGAAGUUGAAGCUGUGAAUGGGGUUUCUGACUUGAGUCGUUCCCAGAGGCUUUUUGCAGCUGUCAGUAUUACCACCGGCCAAGCAGCUCCCUCGCAAGUUAGUGGCGUAAUGAAAGAAAGAGUGCUGCAGAGAAGCGUGGAGCUUUCCUGGCAGGAGCCAGAACAUCCCAAUGGAGUCAUUACUGAAUAUGAAAUCAAGUAUUAUGAGAAAGAUCAAAGGGAGAGGACCUAUUCAACAGUGAAAACCAAGUCCACUUCAGCUUCUAUUAAUAACCUAAAGCCAGGAACAGUGUAUGUUUUCCAGAUUCGUGCUUUUACUGCUGCUGGUUAUGGAAAUUACAGCCCCAGACUGGAUGUUGCCACACUGGAAGAAGCCACAGCCACAGCUGUUUCCAGUGAGCAGAAUCCUGUUAUUAUCAUAGCUGUGGUUGCUGUGGCAGGAACAAUCAUCCUGGUCUUCAUGGUGUUUGGAUUCAUCAUCGGACGAAGGCAUUGUGGCUAUAGCAAAGCAGAUCAAGAAGGGGAUGAAGAACUUUACUUUCAUUUUAAAUUUCCAGGCACCAAAACCUACAUUGACCCUGAAACCUACGAGGACCCAAAUAGAGCUGUCCAUCAAUUCGCCAAGGAGCUAGAUGCCUCUUGUAUUAAAAUUGAGCGUGUGAUUGGCGCAGGAGAGUUUGGUGAAGUGUGCAGUGGACGUCUAAAGCUUCCUGGCAAGAGAGAUGUUGCAGUAGCCAUAAAAACUCUGAAAGUUGGCUACACUGAAAAGCAGAGGAGAGAUUUCCUGUGUGAAGCAAGCAUCAUGGGGCAGUUUGACCAUCCCAACGUGGUUCACCUAGAAGGAGUCGUUACUAGAGGGAAACCAGUCAUGAUUGUAAUAGAAUACAUGGAGAAUGGGGCCUUAGAUGCAUUUCUUAGGAAACAUGAUGGGCAAUUUACUGUCAUUCAGCUAGUGGGAAUGUUGAGAGGAAUUGCUGCUGGAAUGAGAUAUUUGGCCGAUAUGGGAUAUGUACACAGGGAUCUUGCAGCACGCAAUAUUCUUGUCAACAGCAACCUUGUUUGUAAAGUAUCAGACUUUGGCCUUUCCAGAGUUAUAGAAGAUGAUCCAGAGGCUGUCUACACUACAACCGGUGGAAAAAUUCCAGUGAGAUGGACAGCUCCAGAAGCCAUUCAGUACCGCAAAUUUACAUCAGCCAGUGAUGUGUGGAGUUAUGGAAUAGUUAUGUGGGAAGUAAUGUCUUAUGGAGAGCGGCCUUACUGGGACAUGUCAAAUCAAGAUGUUAUAAAAGCAAUCGAAGAAGGCUAUCGUUUGCCAGCACCCAUGGAUUGCCCAGCAGGACUGCACCAGCUGAUGCUGGAUUGCUGGCAGAAGGAGCGCGGUGAAAGGCCAAAGUUUGAGCAGAUAGUUGGCAUUCUGGACAAAAUGAUUAGAAAUCCAAACAGCUUGAAAACCCCACUGGGAACCUGUAGCAGACCAAUUAGCCCUCUUCUGGACCAGAACACUCCCGAUUUUACCACUUUCUGCUCCGUAGGCGAAUGGUUACAAGCUAUUAAGAUGGAAAGAUAUAAGGAUAAUUUCACAGCAGCAGGCUACAACUCUCUUGAAUCAGUUGCCAGGAUGACUAUUGAAAUCAAAAACAUGCCAGGUGCUUUGCAAAACAGAGAACAAGAAAAAUCCCUUUCCAGAAGAGAUGACAGCCUGAAUAGAAAUGGCAUAAUGGCAGGAGACAAAAGAAGCAGAAAGGGGAAGCAAAACAAGAGUUAUAACCAUAAGAUCAUGAGAUUGGUUUGGAGGCACAGUGAACGCUAUGAGGCAUUUUUUUAAAGCCCAUAAGGACUGUAGUUGGGAUUAGAGAAUGGAAAUGUAGAAAAGAAGCAUGGAAAGGAAUGGAGAAGAAGGGAGGAACAGACUGGCAACAGGAGGAAGAGUAAACAGAGGUGUAUGGGAGAGGCCAGAACACACAUCUGACAAACUGAGGAUUAUGACUAAUGACAAGAAUGAAAGACCACAUCUGAAGAGCAUGAUGAUUUCAGGAGGAUGGCGAAGCAGGACAUGGCGAUGCUGCUAGGGAGAGAAGAGCCAGCAAAGCUGCCCUGGAAGCCUGCCCUGGAAGCUCCUCACGCUAACAUAACCCUGCUUCCCCAUCUUCUUUCUAGCUCCCCUCUUAUACAUAAAAUAUGUAUAUAGAAGAGCAAAGGAGAAGGAGAAGCAGCUAAAUAAACUUUUCCAAAGAUCCUGCUGGGGAAGAAGUUUAAGAUGGGAUGAUACAGAUUUACUCCUACUGAUACUGCUCGUAGUGGCAAUAGGCAGAGAGCAUUCUGUUAGUCAUACUCCUGCAGAUGAAUCUAUGUGAGUCUUUGCCUCUGCUUACAAAUAGGCCCUGUUGAGAAAUACUCAGCAAAAUUAUAAUGCUCCAGCCAAUCUGGGACAUUUUAAAAUGUCCUUUCAUUCUAGAACAGAAAGAAGCAGAAAUUAUACCACUCACAGU